Bacillus rossius redtenbacheri is the source of this 2468-nucleotide messenger RNA. RefSeq names its product protein takeout-like. Lineage: Eukaryota; Metazoa; Arthropoda; Insecta; Phasmatodea; Bacillidae. The transcript has 6 exons. The record is from RefSeq and is a predicted model, not a curated record. The coding region runs from base 168 to 923 and encodes 251 amino acids.
AGCCGCGAGGCCGCCGGGAGCAGUCAUGCGGCUGCUGUGGUCGCUGUGGUCGCUGUGCGCAUGCGCGGAGGCCCUGCAGCUGCGUGAGUAGCCCCCGCCAGCUUCCUCUCUCCCUGCUGUGCGGGUCCCGGAGCGCAGUCAGAGCCGCGAGGCCGCCGGGAGCAGUCAUGCGGCUGCUGUGGUCGCUGUGGUCGCUGUGCGCAUGCGCGGGAGCCCUGCAGCUGCCUUCCUACAUCUCGCCCUGCUCUUACGACGACCCGGAGCUGAACAGCUGCGCCCUCACAGAGGCCAAGAAGGCCAUCACAUCUGUAGUCAGCGGCGACCGGAAGUACAACAUCCCGAAGCUGGAGCCGCUGCUGAUCGAGGAGCUGAAGGUGGACCAGGACUCGGCAGGGAGCGCUGUGGGCUUCUCGUUCGUCGCGCGCAACUGCACCAUGUGGGGGCUGUCCGGCGUGCAGGUGCUUGCGGUGCGGCUGGACCUGAAGAGACGCCACAUAGAGUACGACCUGGAGUUCCCUAGGCUCGAGAUACAGGCGGACUACACGGCGAACGGCAGGAUCCUGCUGCUGCCCAUCACGGGAAAGGGCACGACCAACAUCACCAUCACCAACGCGAAGGCAGUGUACCGCUUCAACUACACCCUGGACAAGAGAGAGGACGGAGAGUACAUGGUCAUCGCCGACCACAAGCUGGAGGCCACAGUCAGAGGACGGGCCUUCAUCCACCUGGACAACCUCUUCAACGGCGAGCAGGUCCUCGCCGACAACAUCAACACCGUGCUCAACGACAACUGGCAGGACGUGGUGCGAGACGUGGGCCCCGCCAUCGCUGACGCGCUGGGAGAGCUCAUCAAGCUGGUUCUGGGAGGCAUGUUCGGCGUCGUGUCCAUGCAGAACGCCUUCGCCGGCUAUCCCAGGGCAUGACCGUGCACUGUGCAACACCUAGUACAGUACUGCAACACACGCAGGUCUUCGUUUAAAAUAUAAAUGCCAACUGGUAAUUUACAGCAGGGCAUUACUAAGUGCAGCAGUGAAACAUCAAACACUCACUGCACUGAAACUGGGACAAAUAAAAAGUGCUUUCUAUUAGAUUAUACAACCUUAAUAACGCAUCACAGCUGCAACCGUCAUCACACAUUUUUGAUGGUUCUAUUGGCAUAUAAGACAAUAUUUGGGAGACAAAUUUUUCACUGAGCAGCUUGCAAAGAGGAAGGAGGGGGGGGGGGGUGAGACUGUCUUGCAAGAACCGAAAAAAGUGGCGGUCCUAUAGAGGAUUGAAGAAUGCAUUUGCCCCCCUCCCCCGCCAACAAAAACCCCCUUGAACUAAAUUACUACUGUGAGAACAACAACUAAGCUACUUAAUAGCUUUGAUAAUGAAUUUUUUUGCUUAAAAUAACACUUUUAGAGGCCAUUAUUUAUCAGAAAACUGGACUUAUCUUUUAGCCUAACUGCGAGGUAUUCCAUGCUACCCAAAAUCCUCAUCAUCUUCCCCUGGCUACAACUAGCCUACAAGUUCUAUAAAUUACUGCAAGCAGUUGAAAUGUGGUUGCUACUACAUGUUGUGACUGAAGUUGAGUGGCUUACCCAAGUUGCAUCAAAGAAAGGCGAUUUUCCUGAAUGAUAGACUAGCACUGGUAUUAGCAGAUGGGUGGAGGGCGUAUUUGUGUAUGGGGUGAACCUAAUUUUCAAAAACCCAUCAUCGAAAUUUUAGUGGGUUUUAUUCCGUGAUAGAUAACUAUAGAAGAAUUUAUGUUUCUGGUUUAAAAUAUCAUUGUUUGUGAGUUCAUUAGAAGUGGAUACAUUCAAGAACACAGUUCACAAAAACAUUGGAAAGUUUCUGUCACGGUGUACUUAAAGGAAGCAUCCUAUCACAUGCAUGGAGUGUUCAGGAAGCCAUAGAAAACAGAUACCGAGAUGGCCAGACUGGGAUCCAACCACAGUCUAGUGCCUUACCGCUGCGCCAACUACUGGGCCACAGCUUUUAUUUGUACUCUCUCUUUUAAACAUGCGAUACCUUGUGAUGCAUCCAACUUUAACUGUGAACUGCAACUGUAGCGAGAUGACGGUUUUCUAUCAAUUUACGAGGGAAGAAAACUAUGCACCAUUGUGGAAAAUGUUAUCUAUUCAUCAAAAUAAGAUCUUGUACAACACUACAUACUUAUAUGAUAACAUUUCACUAAUUUGAAUUACUAUUAACAGUCAUGUACCAGUUAACUUAGAUGAUUGUUAACUGGCCUCAACUUGCAUAUGAAUAGCUAGCCUCCCAACAGACAGAAGAGCUUGAAAUGGCAUCAUAAAACAAACAUUUCACACAAACAUGUGUAUCACUUUACCCUUCAAAGCUGUUAAUUGGGUUCACACAUAAUAAAAAACACCAGAAAUGUAUGGCAUAUGUAAUUUUACAGUCAAAAAAUCUAUUUAGUUCGAGUUUUUAGAGUUCUUUCAAUAAAAAAUUCAACUUAUUAUCAA